AUGAACAAUGAAGGAUCUGCAGUUAUAAAUGAAGACGAUGAUACAAGUUUAUUAGUAGUUAUUUUAGAUUGUAAUGUUUAUUCAUGGGGUAAUAGAGAGAAAUCAUUACAAGAUGCGAUAAGUGGUAUGAAUGAUGAUAAUGACAGUAGUAGUAGAUAUAAUGGUAGUACGACAAUAGGGAACAAUAAUAACAACAACAAUAACAAUAAUAGCAACAACAAUAAUAAUGUAAAUAAAAGAUUAAUCAAUACAAGUAAAAACAAUUAUAUAGGAUUCAAUAAAUUUUUAGAACACUUUAUGGUAUUUAUAAAUGCAUAUUUAAUGCUAAAUCAAGAGAAUCAACUUGCAAUCAUUUGUUCUAAAAUUGGUGAAAGUUCAUUCGUUUUCCCACAAUCAAAUAUUGAUCAAUAUCAACAAGAACAACAAGAACUUGAACAACGACAACUAAAUGAAAAUGGUGAACUAUUACCAACACCCAAUAAAACUAUUCAAGGUCAAAUAUUAGCUAAAUUACAAAAAUUAGAUUUAGAAAUAAAACAUGAUCAAACUGAUAUAUUAUCUUCAAGUUUCUCUGCUUCCAUGUCAAUUGCUUUAUGUUAUAUAAAUAGAAUUAAAAGAGAAACACCAACAAUUAAACCAAGAAUUUUAGUAUUUAAUAUAUCACCAGAUGUUUCAUCACAAUAUAUAUCUGUAAUGAAUUGUAUUUUUUCAUCACAAAAGCAAUCGAUACCCGUUGAUUCUUGUAUACUUUCUCAAUCAGAUUCAACAUUUUUACAACAAGCUUCACAUUUAACGAGUGGUAUUUAUUUAAAACCACAAAAACAAGAAUUAUUAUCACAAUAUUUAUUGACUACAUUUUUAUUAGAUACAUUAUCAAGAAAAUCAUUAGCAUAUCCAACAUUAAAAUCAGUUGAUUAUAGGGCAUCAUGUUUUUGUCAUAAGAGAAUUGUGGAUAUUGGUUAUGUUUGUUCGGUUUGUUUAUCGAUUUUUUGUGGUCACUCAUCAUCAUGUUCAACUUGUGGAACUAAAUUCUCUUUAAAAAUAGAUUUAAGAAAACAAUUAAACAAUAAUCCCACCACUACUACUUCUGCAACCUCAACAGUAAAUAAUAAAUCAUAG
Messenger RNA from Dictyostelium discoideum AX4, 1119 nucleotides. RefSeq names its product general transcription factor IIH, polypeptide 3 (gene gtf2h3). The transcript has 4 exons. Bases 1 to 1119 code for a protein of 372 amino acids. Gene Ontology annotation, cellular component: transcription factor TFIIH core complex; nucleus. Gene Ontology annotation, biological process: regulation of DNA-templated transcription; nucleotide-excision repair. Lineage: Eukaryota; Evosea; Eumycetozoa; Dictyosteliales; Dictyosteliaceae. The record is from RefSeq and is a predicted model, not a curated record.